ACGAGGUCAAUGGUGGCCAAAAUUUGACAUGCUGUAUAUUUGUAUUGGUUUAAAGUUGUCAAAUUUAUAACGAAGUGAUGCAUGUCACAGUUCGUAACCCAGCCAUAAGAAAGCUGAACACAGUGCAACAUAUAAAAAGAUGUUUCAAUUCAGGAAGUGAUCAACUUGGUUCAGUCUCAAGUGAGGUGCUUUAUGCCGGCCAUGAACCGACCACUCUGCUUCAGCGCUGUGCUCUUGCAGUUGGAUCUGCACUUAUGGGCCUUAAAGAACCAACACGUUCAGACAUGAUUGCAGUUCUGGGAGAAACAACUGGUCAUUCAGCUCUUAGAAAUCUUCAUCAACAAAUGAUUUGCGAUUCAGUUGGACAGCAAAUUUUAAGGGAAAGACCUCUUGUGAAUUCAACAUCUAUUAACAUGGAAUACCUCAGAUCAUUACCCAAUGGGACAUUUGGAAAAGAAUACACAAAAUUCAUGGAUGGAUGUAAUAUCAGUGCAGAUACAAGAGAUCCUGUUCGAUUUUUGGACCACGAGGAACUAGCAUAUGUUAUGCUCAGAUACAGACAGAUACACGAUUUCACUCAUUUGUUGACUGGAUUUCCUAGUGUAUCUGUUCAGAAUGAAAUAGCAGUCAAAUGGUUUGAAAUGGUCCACUUUGGUCUUCCAAUGUGUGCAUUAGCCGCGAUUUUCGCACCAGUGAGACUUUCAAGCAGUGAAAGAGCAAUUUUGCAACGAAACAUCAUUCCAUGGGCACUGUAUGCUGGAUACAGGUCAAAAUUGCUGCUGAAUGUUUACUUUGAAAAACACUUUGAGCAAAAUAUUGAUGAAUUUAGGACGGACAUUGGGCUGAUACCCUCGCCUUGUAUACUGUAAGAUUUUGUAAACUUAUUCCUUGAUUAAAUUAUUUUAUUGAAAUGGCUUUUCAUUUAUUGAAAUUCCUUUAUAACUAAAAAUUUACUCCGAGAAAUGGAUAUGGUGCGAUUGUCUCCAAUAAGGUAUCAAACCUCCUUCUACCAAAAGAAAUGCUCACAGGUGGUAGCUGUUUGGGAGUCCUA
Messenger RNA from Rhopilema esculentum, 1051 nucleotides. RefSeq names its product ubiquinone biosynthesis protein COQ4 homolog, mitochondrial. The record is from RefSeq and is a predicted model, not a curated record. Lineage: Eukaryota; Metazoa; Cnidaria; Scyphozoa; Rhizostomeae; Rhizostomatidae. Gene Ontology annotation, biological process: ubiquinone biosynthetic process. Gene Ontology annotation, cellular component: mitochondrion; mitochondrial inner membrane.